AUGUAUCAAGGAGCCAACAACUAUGGUCUACCUCAGGGUAGCUACGAUCCACGUAGUCCCCAAAUCACCGUCAACACAGGGCCCAGUUAUGCUGGUGGCUACGGCCCUGGUUAUGGUCCCACGUACGGUCCCGGGUAUGGUCCUGGGUAUGGCCCGAGAUAUAUUCCGGGCUUCGGUCGGCGCGUUGGCCUGGGAUGCAACAUGUGCGGAUUUCGCCGCUGUCGCUGCAACAAUUCUGGUGGACCGGUCAUACUAAAUAGAGGACACCAGACUCUUCUAAGCACGGUUGUCGGCGGUGCAAUGAGCAUGAUGAGCGACCGUUCCGAGCGUGACUAUGAGGAACGUCAAGUGAGGGCGCAAAGAAGGAUGGACGAAGACAUGCAUUACGACACCCGUAAUAGAGGACUAGAGCAGUGGCAAUUACAGGAUCAAACUCAUUCCCGGGACGCCAUGCGUGACGAUAGUCGAGGCCGCCAAUAUGGAAUCAGGAACAGAGACGUGCAAAGUGGAAGGGACUACAGUGGGCACGAGUCUGACGAGGAGAAUUGCACUGGUCGGAGGAUUGAGAAGCGUCUCCAGGGCAGUGCUAAGGAGGAGGGGAAGGAGGUGAUGGAAGAGCAAUUGCCUUCUUAUCAAUCUGCUGCGGGGAGGAAUUAG
Exophiala spinifera is the source of this 657-nucleotide messenger RNA. RefSeq lists its product as uncharacterized. The transcript has a single exon. The coding region runs from base 1 to 657 and encodes 218 amino acids. The record is from RefSeq and is a predicted model, not a curated record. NCBI's taxonomy places the organism in Eukaryota, Fungi, Ascomycota, Eurotiomycetes, Chaetothyriales, Herpotrichiellaceae.